Messenger RNA from Eubalaena glacialis (North Atlantic right whale), 1029 nucleotides. Its product is annotated as ATP-binding cassette sub-family C member 12-like. Gene Ontology annotation, cellular component: membrane. Gene Ontology annotation, biological process: transmembrane transport. The record is from RefSeq and is a predicted model, not a curated record. Bases 1 to 1029 code for a protein of 342 amino acids. The transcript is spliced from 6 exons. Gene Ontology annotation, molecular function: ATPase-coupled transmembrane transporter activity; ATP binding; ATP hydrolysis activity. Lineage: Eukaryota; Metazoa; Chordata; Mammalia; Artiodactyla; Balaenidae.
AUGAGAUACAGAGACAACACUCCCCUUGUUCUCAACGGGCUGAACUUGAACACCCAGAGCGGGCAGACAGUUGGAAUUGUUGGAAGAACAGGUUUUGGCAAGUCGUCCUUAGGAAUGGCCUUGUUUCGUCUGGUGGAGGCCGCCAGUGGCACAACCCUCACUGAUGGCAUGCAUAUCUGCACUGUUGGUUGGGAAGACCUCAGAACCAAGCUGACUGUCAUCCCCCAGGGUCCUGUCCUGUUUGUAGGUACAGUAAGGUACAACUUGGAUCCCUUUGGGAGUCACAGCGAUGAGAUGCUCUGGCAGGUUCUGGAGAGGACAUUCAUGAGAGACACUAUAAUGAAACUCCUGGAAAAAUUACAGGCAGAAGUCACAGAAAAUGGAGAAAACUUCUCAGUAGGGGAACGUCAGCUGCUUUGUAUGGCCCGAGCGCUUCUCUGUAAUUCAAAAAUCAUUCUCCUUGAUGAAGCCACUGCCUCCAUGGACUCUAAGACCAACACCCUUGUUCAGAGCACCAUCAAAGAUGCCUUCAAAGACUGCACUGUGUUGACCAUUGCCCACUGCCUCAACACGGUCCUCAACUGUGACCGCGUCCUGGUCAUGGAAAACGGGAAUGUGGUCAAGUUUGAUAAGCCUGAAGUCCUUGCUGAGAAGCUAUCUGAGGUCUUCAAACCCACAUCCACUGGGCUCUGGAGCAGCUGCUCCAGGCUGAGUGCAGUCUUCACUUUGAUGGAUGGAUGUCCAGUGACUCCCCCAUGUGGCAAGCAGACCAGGCAGUCUGUGCUGCUCGUGGAAAUCCAUGCCAGCUGUGUGAUGGAGGAGGAUGCUUUGUUUUCUACCAACCCAGCACCAGCCAGACAAUCAGUCUAUGAUUUCAGGAAGGUGUUUCCAGGAGGGCAGGAGGGCGCCGAGGCUACAAAGAUCCCUGUGGCUCAUUCCGAUGCACUAAAAUAUGAAUCAUCUCCUGCUACUUGUUUCUGCCCAUGCUCCCCUGGGCUUGUACUGUCCAGAAGAGAAUACCAAUCCUGA